AGCUGCUUCGUUUGGGAGCAGCAAGUGAUAUCUUAGGAAGAUAACGUCAACAUCCGAUCGCAAUGGCGAACGAUCGGGAAGUGCUUCGGGAAAUCUGGGAUGGUAAAAUCCCAGUUUGUUUCACUCUGGAUUCGGAGGAGACGUGCGAAUUGCAAGGACCGGAUCCUUUUUAUCUAAUGGUACCUAGGUUAAGUUACUUCCCACUGUGUACAGAGAAGGUAAGGAAACACUUCAUACGGCACAUACAGAGUGGCAGUAAACAAGAGCACGAGAUGUGGCUGGAAUUCAACGGAAUUCCAUUGAAAUGGCACUACCCCAUCGGUGUCCUGUUAGACAUUUACUUCAAUGACAUUCAGUUGCCUUGGAACAUCGUUGUCCACUUCGACAAAUUUCCAGAAAAUGUUCUGAUGCACUGCCAAAAUAAGGAAGUCGUAGAGGCCCAUUUUCUCUCCUGCAUAAAAGAGGCGGACGUUCUGAAGCACAGGGGGCAAAUUGUAUCUAGUAUGCAGAAGAAAGACCACACGCAGUUGUGGAACGGUAUCAUGAAUGACAAAUUCGAUCAGUUCUGGUCCGUGAAUGGCAGGCUCAUGGAGGCUACGACCGAGGAAGGAUUCAAAUACAUACCAUUCCGAUGUUAUACUAGCGAGGAUAAAUAUGUACAGAAACUGGUGAGGCCGAUAAACGAAGAAGGCCAAAGAAAAACAUUGAAGCAUUUGUUAAAUGAAGUGUUCCCGGAUCAAGAAAAUGUUACCGUGCGCACUCACGGUAUCAUACCACCGUUGGAAACGCCGCUUCAAUGGAUGGCGGAGCAUCUAAGUUAUCCGGACAAUUUUCUGCAUCUAAUUGUCAUCACAUCGUAACGCCUAAUGAAGAUCGGAUAAUUCCACCACUCAGUGAUAAUAAAUAAUAUCUCUGCCCUAUUGCGUACUUUAUUUUUGUUAUGUUUUUUUAUUGUGAUAUAUAUUUAUUUCAGGAUAGAAUGUACUAUUACUUUUAUCACAAAGUGUAUUUUGCGGAUUAAAGGGGCGAUUGCGACGACCAAUUGAGGGAUAAGAUCGAGUGUGUGAGGGGAAUGUAUUGUGAUAUCACGUAUUGCGAUAUUUGUACAUUAGGAUUCCCGCCAGAUUCUAAGUAGAUUUUAAUCACGUAUAAAUUGUAUGUAAAUGACGAGAUUCACGGUUGCGAAUAAUUGUUCGGGAUAUUUUGAAACAUCACUGAUAUCAAUGGACAUCAACAAUGUCGGAGCGAACAAACAAAUUUAUUGAGCUAAUAAUUAAUUGGAACGUGUUUUGUUCAUUAAAUUAUCAUACAAUUUC
Messenger RNA from Dinoponera quadriceps, 1316 nucleotides. It is a transcript of the gene Atg5, whose product is annotated as autophagy protein 5. Lineage: Eukaryota; Metazoa; Arthropoda; Insecta; Hymenoptera; Formicidae. The record is from RefSeq and is a predicted model, not a curated record. Gene Ontology annotation, cellular component: Atg12-Atg5-Atg16 complex; cytoplasm; phagophore assembly site membrane. The coding region runs from base 63 to 860 and encodes 265 amino acids. Gene Ontology annotation, biological process: autophagy of mitochondrion; autophagosome assembly; C-terminal protein lipidation. The transcript has 4 exons.